Molecule: messenger RNA, 3754 nt
Organism: Pistacia vera
Lineage: Eukaryota; Viridiplantae; Streptophyta; Magnoliopsida; Sapindales; Anacardiaceae
Product: receptor-like protein 33
Exons: 1
Coding region: 349-3744 (1131 amino acids)
Molecular function (GO): protein binding
Source: RefSeq, a predicted model, not a curated record
UAUUUAUUAAACAAAAAAGUCGACCUUUGAGGCCUUGUAUGAUAAUACAAUAAACAAGUCGACCACUAACUAAUGCUACAGAAAAUCCCUAUACGAAUAACACCUCAUACGCUGACCAUCCUAACUAUUCUCUUGAAUUUAUCUCCAUUGUUGCUUCUUCUCCAACCUUCCACUCAAUACUUUUGGUUGCCUUCUCUUGCCAAACUUGACAUAGUUUUUGGUCGGCCAUAAGUUGAAGCUAUUAAGCCGAAAGGUCAUGUAAGUGGGUAUGUAACUUUUUAAAGUCACAACAGGAUUUUUAUGUCCUUUAUGUUUCAGUCAUAUGGGUGUUUUUGGUUUUAGUUACCAAUGAGAAAUCUACUGUCAUGGUUUUUCCUGAUCAUCUUUUUCGCAAGCUGCUUCAGCCAUGUAGUUUUGGUUUCUGGACAAUGUCAGAGUGAUCAGCAGUCAUUGUUACUCCAACUCAAGAACAGCCUCCUGUUCAAUUCUACUUCAUCUGUAAAUCUGGCGCAGUGGGAUCAAAACACAGAUUGUUGUAAUUGGAGUGGUGUGGAUUGUGAUGAGGCGGGACAUGUUAUUAAUCUCAACUUGAGCAAUGAAUCAAUCUCCGGUGGAAUUGAGAAUGCGACUGGUCUAUUCGCUCUUCAGCAUCUGAAUAGCCUAAAUUUGGCUUAUAAUAGAUUCAAUGCAAUUCAAAUUCCGUCCAGGCUGGCCAGUCUCACAAACUUGACUCAUCUGAAUCUUUCUAAUGCUGGCUUCGCAGGACAAAUUCCCAGUUCGAUUUCAGGCCUGACAAAGUUGGUUACACUUGAUUUGUCAAGUCUUAACUUCUUGGGAUCUUCUGUUUUGAAACUCGAGAAUCCAAACUUAAGCACGUUUCUUCAGAACUUCACAGAGAUUAGCGAACUGUAUCUUGAUGGGGUUAAUAUAUCAGCCCAGGGAAAUGAAUGGUGCAAAGCUUUAUCAUCUUCACUGCCUAAUCUACAAGUCCUGAGUUUGUCCAACUGUUUUCUUUCGGGCCCUAUCAGCACUUCCCUUGCAGAACUUCGUUCACUUGCAGUAGUCCGUUUGGAUCAGAAUAAUCUGUCUUCUACAGUUCCCGGGUUUUUAGCAGAAUUCAUGAAUUUGACCUCCCUGCGGCUCAGUUACUGUAGGCUACUUGGAACAUUUCCAGAAAAGUUCUUCCAGGUACCAACACUACAGAAUCUUGAUUUAUCAAACAACGAAUUACUUCAAGGUUCUUUGCCACAGUUUCCUCAGAAUCUGUCUCUUAGGACACUGAUGCUUAGUUCCACAAGUUUCUCAGGGACAUUACCAGAUUCCGUAGGCAACCUCAAAAAUUUGUCAAGAAUAGGGCUAUCAGAUUGCAAUUUUACAGGACAAAUACCCGCUUCAAUGGCCACUCUCACCCAAAUAGUUUAUUUGGACCUGUCAUUUAACAAUUUCAGUGGUCCGAUCCCAUCCUUUCACAUGUCCAAAAAUCUCACUUACCUAGAUCUCUCUCAUAAUCUGUUCACUGAUGCGAUCCCAUCCAGUUGGGAACAGCUUCAGAAUCUUUCUUAUUUUGACUUGGGGUCCAACUCCCUCAAUGGUAGUAUUCCCUCGUCUCUCUUUGCAAUCCCAUCAUUGCAGAAGCUUCAGCUUGCCAACAACCAAUUCAGGGGCAAAGUUCCUGAAUUUGCAGAUGCCUCUUCCUCUCGGUUGGAUACCCUAGUUUUGAGUGACAACAGACUAGAAGGGCCCAUUCCUUUGUCAAUCUUUGGGCUAAAAAAACUUGCUAUCCUCUUGCUUUCUUCCAACAACUUCACUGGAACUGUACUGCUGGAUAAGAUUCAAGGGCUGACCAAUCUUGCAAGCCUUGACUUUUCAUACAACAGCUUGACAGUGAAUGCUAGUAGUAGUGGUUCUUUCCCUCCCCAGAUUAGCACACUGAGAUUGGCCUCCUGCAACCUGAAGGUAAUUCCUAAUCUAAAGAACCAAUCAAAACUAUUUCAGUUAGAUCUUUCCGACAACCAAAUUUCUGGGGAAAUACCUAAUUGGAUUUGGGAAGUUGGUAAUGGAGAUCUCAACAGUCUAAAUCUUUCGCAUAAUUUCCUGGUGGGUCUGCAAGAACCUUAUGUUAUUCCCAAUCUCAUUGUUCUGGACCUGCACUCCAACCUACUACAAGGAAAGAUACCACUUCCUUCCCCAGAUGUUAUCUAUGUGGAUUACUCGAAUAAUUCCUUUUCUUCCAUCCUCACUGAAAUUGGUAAUUCCCUUACUUUCACCGUGUUCUUUUCCCUUUCAGACAAUAUGAUUUCAGGACCUAUCCCUGAAUCAAUAUGCAAUGCCACACUUCUUCAAGUUCUUGAUCUCUCAAACAACAGUUUCAAUGGCAAUAUACCAAAAUGUUUAACUCAAAGCAGCGAGACUCUUGGUGUUCUAAAUUUGAGAAGAAACAACCUCACUGGAAUUAUUUUUGAUACAUUUCCAGAAACUUGUGCAUUACAAACGCUAGAUCUCAAUGGAAAUCAUCUACAAGGAAUGGUUCCAAAAUCUCUGGGUAAUUGCACAAUGCUGGAGGUUUUAGACCUUGGUAGCAACCAAAUAAAUGAUACAUUCCCAUGCUGGUUAAAGAAUAUUUCCAGCUUGCGCGUUCUAGUCCUGCGAUCAAAUAGGUUUUAUGGGAACAUCAGUUGUCAAGAGAUUAAUGGUGCCUGGCCAAAGCUUCAGAUCGUCGACUUAGCUAUCAACAACUUUAGUGGAACACUACCAGGAAAGUACUUAACAACCUGCAAAGCAAUGAUGGCUGAUGAAGAUGAAGCACAGUCACAGCUCAAGCACCUUCAAUUUCAGUUCCUGAAAUUCGGCCAAUUGUACUACCAAGAUGCAGUAACAGUUACCAGCAAAGGUCUGGAGCUGGAGCUAGUGAAGAUCUUAACUUUAUUCACCUCCAUUGACUUGUCAAACAACAAUUUUGAAGGGCCAAUACCAGAAGAGACAGAACUAUUGAAAUCACUCCGUCUUCUCAACUUGUCACAUAAUGCUUUCACAGGCCCAAUCCCAUCAUCCUUGGGGAACUUACUACAACUGGAGUCCGUGGACCUAUCAGCUAACCAGCUGAAUGGGGUGAUCCCUACACAGCUGGCAAGCCUUACUUUCCUUUCGGUCCUGAAUCUCUCAAACAAUCACUUUGUGGGCAGGAUCCCAUCAGGUACUCAGCUCCAAACAUUUUCAGCAUCUUCUUUCGAAGGUAAUGAAGGAUUAUGUGGCCCUCCUUUGACAAUUAAUUGCACAACAAAUCCAAUUCAGUUACCACCUUCAGCACCAGCUUCAAGUAAGGAAUUUGAUUGGCUGUUCACAUUCAUUGGUAUUGGAUUUGGGAUAGGCUCGGCGGUAGUUGUUGCACCCCUAAUGUUUUCAGACAAAGUGAACCAAUGGUACGACGAUCACAUCAUUGACAAAUUGCUAAUGGUGAUUCUCCCCAUCUUUGGAUUGAUUUACAAGACUUCUCAUCAAAGAAGGAUUGAAGCAGAGGAAGAUCUCGAAGGCAAAAAAUCAGAUGAAGACGACGAUGAUUACGAUGAAACGGAAACCCAAGAAUUUCGCGGGCGGUAUUGUGUCUUUUGCUCUAAACUGGACUUUACAAGGAAAAGGGUUGUUCACGACCUUAAAUGUACUUGUCAUGACUCACCACCACCCAUUUCUUCUUCUACUUCCACUUCAUCCUCAUCUUCUUCAUUGGCACAUUUUGAUCAAAGUUGAGCUUUCUUUA